UGUUUAAUGCAGCUCGGAAGGACACAGAAUGCUAAACUGCAGUUACAAAUGCAUAAAUAAUGUUUUGAUAUUUGAAACACAAAACAUUGAAAACUGAUGUUUGAAAUUAUUUUUUAAAAAUGAAGAUACUUUAAAUGUGAAAUUAAAGCGGCCAAUAGGUGGCAGUAAGUCAAUGUUAAUAAGUGAGUCAUUGCGAUUGAACCGAAUCAUUUAAACGGUUGAUUCAUUCAGGAACAAAUCACCUUCAUGCUGCUCAGAGACGCAAAUCAGUUCUGUGGCUGUGUUUGGAAUUAUUUUUGUUGGAGAAAUAGAGCAAAAGCAGGAAAUAUGGUGUCUAAAACGUGUCGCGUUUGGCUGAAAUAUAACGGUUUUCCCAGUAAAGACAUGUGGAUAAACACAUCCAAAAUGGAUAAUAGGCUCACAGACACACAACAUACAUACACACAUACACUGACAUUAAAUGAUUUAACUAGUAUAUUAAUACUCUAUAAGCAUAUUUACACACACACACACACACAGACAUACAUGCACACACAUUUUGUUGCAGAGAUAUAUAUUUGAAAUAAAUUAUAAGUGACAAUACUUAUUGCAAGUCUUCUCUUUUUAAGAGUUCAUGUCAUUUUCAGGUUUUACUGUAAUCAUAAUCUGGCAUAAUUGUAAAAACUGAUAUGUCUCUAUGAACAAAAUGGUCAACUUUGACUAAAUGUGAUUUCAAAUGUUAUAACAUUGAUUUUAUAAUAUCUAAGCAUGAAUCUAUCAAACCUAUGAACAGUACUGUUUAAGUUAUUUCAGUGGUUCUCAAACCUCUCCAUGAAGUACCCCCAGCACUGCACAUUUUGUAUGUCUCUCUAUAUUUGAUAAACCCACUUCAGGUCUUGUAGUCUCCACUAAUGAGUUGAUGAGUUGAAUCAGGUGUGAAAGAUUAGGGAGACAUACAAAAUGUGCAGGGCUGGGGGUACUAGGACAGGUUUGAGCAUAGAUAUAUAUAUAAACACUAGAUCUCUUAAGGCGGAGUCACUUCCGGCAUCAUAGGGCGGCCAUCUUGCCACAGGGAAGCUUUCUGGCAAGUUCUGAGGUAUCUGAGGAUUAUUAGAGAAGAUGCCAGACUUUUGUGCAGCCUACGGAUGCUCCAAUGAACGCGGUAUCGAAACGAGAGCCCGUGGGAUCACCUUUCACCUGUUUCCCAAAACUGGACAGAUAAGGAGGCAAUGGGAACUUGCCCUGAGAAGGGACGGAUUUGUUGCCUCUAAGAGGACACUGCUCUGCAGUGAACACUUCAGGAGCGAGGACUUUGACAGGACGGGGCAGACUGUCCGGCUUAAAGGUGGUGUUGUGCCAAGUAUUUUCGAUUUUCCAGCUCAUCUUCAAAGGCUGGUGGCAACAAGAAGCACAACCACCUCUAGAAGAGCGGAAGACAACCUGCCAAUGGACUUGUCUCAGGAUGUACCUCAACCUGAUGUUGGAGAGAGGAGUUUGAACCGCAAGCGGCAGGCCACUGACCACUUGUAUUCAUUGCCUGCUUGCCCUAAGGCUAUAAAGGCCAAACUUGAAAAAGCCUCGGUGAGAGUGAGGAAACUGCAGCGGGAGAAGAGUAAUGCCUUGAGGAGAGAAAAGAGGGCCAAGAUGAACAUGCAGGCUCUUCUGGAAGAACUGAAGGAGAAAAAUCUCAUCAACGAAGAGCUGAAAGACAACCUUGAAUGCUACUCAGAUCUUCCGGUUCAUCUCCUGUCAAGGCAGGGUGUAGAGUACACCAAGGCCCAGAGAGAUUUUGCCCUUACGCUCCAUCUGCAUGGUCCAAAGGCAUAUCAUUACCUGAGAGAUACCUUGCAUAUUCACUUGCCACAUCCCAGUUCAUUGCAAAGGUGGCUGAGCUCUCUUGAUGCCAGACCUGGUCUCAAUAAAAUGAUGUUGGACAUGCUGGAAAGACGGUGUCAGGAAGAUGAGGUCAAGUACGGAUGUGUCACUCUGAUGCUGGAUGCCAUGUCCAUCAAAAAUCACGUCCAGUAUGAUCCUCAGACACAAACCAUGUUCGGAUAUGUGGACAUGGGGGAUCGAUUAAAUGAGACUGACGUGGCUUCCGAAGUUCUUGUGUUUAUGGUGGUUGGGCUUCAAGGUUAUUGGAAAGCUCCAAUUGCAUCUCAGUAUGUGCACUCAACUAAUUUUUUUUAAAACUUUUUUUAUGAUGUUUGUUGUAUCUUGUAGCACUAGUGUGCACUUCAUUUCUCCUUAACUCAAUCAAGGUCUCCCUGGCUGCUCAGACUUUGAGUAGCUCUGUGGCAGUGGUUGCUCCGUACAUUGCAAGAGUUGGGCUUUGCAGAGUUCAACGAUUGUGAGGCUACUUCAGAAUUCAUUGAGGUAAUGCAGCUAGGGAUUUGCAUUAUUGACGAAAAUCAUUUCCAACAUUUGAGUGAUUAUUUGCUUUAACCCCUUUAACAUUAAAAUGUUAAAAUGUGAAUGCCACCAGGAUUAACCCUUUAUCUUUUUUUCAAUUUGGGCAAUCAGGAAUUAUUCAACAGUAUGCAAGAACUUGGAUAAAACUGUUUAUACCUACUAGAUUCUUGCCUUAGAAGCACCCUUAUUGUCACAUCUCAAAUUUUCAGGUUUAAAGCAGUGCAGCAAUUUCAUUUUAAAAAGCAUAGCCACAGAGGAAAUGGAGAGAAAUCAACCUUUGUCUCAUACUUGGUGUUUACUAUCUGAUACCUGUUGACACUGUUAUAGUGAUGAUUUAAAUGCUUCCAGUUAAUUUAGAUAUUUGUUUAUAGAUGACAGACAGGCUGUUUGACAUCUUGAACAGUCGCAAUCCCAGAGCCAAAGUGUUCAAAGCUCCCCUUGGUUCUAGGAAUUGGACAAGCACCAGGGAGUUCUUGUCAAAAGCCAGGGGGCACUUGCUCACUUUGAAGAUGGAAGAUGGCAAACCCCUUUACCGAACAAAGAGGUCUUUUAAAAUAGUGACUGUUGUAUUAGUGAUGCAGUGACACCAUUUGUAGUUGCCAAUACUCAGUACAAAUUCUUUAUUAUAAUUAAUCAGAAUGAGACUGCUGAUUUAUAAAACAUAGGUUUAUUUUAUUCUUUGUUAGAUGUAUACAAGUAGUCAAUUUACAAAUCUUUAAAUUAUCUAAGGUAAAACUCCCUCAAGUUCAUGAUAUAAGUUCAUAAGAUGCUCUGUUCUCUUUGUUUAUCUAUUUUCUGCAUCGAGUUCAGAUGCGCUGUCCUCCUAUCUGCAUCAAGUUCAUAAGAUGCUCUUUCCUGUAAGAUGUUCGGUUCUGUCUGCAUCGAGUUCAUAAGAUGCUCUUUUCUGUCUACGCCAAGUUCAUGGUGUGGUACGUAUUAUUAUGAUACUCCCUUGCUCCAAUUUGUUUGCUGUCUGCAAAUUUGUUUCAGUUCCAAUUCUCUUGUAUUCAGUUUUUUUUCUCCCCAGAUGCCGGUGUCAAAAUGGUAUGUAUUGGAUGUUCUGCAUGUUAUGUUGUCAAUUGAUUCAAGUAGGUUUAGUGUCCUAAAAGUAAUUUUAAGGAUCCUAAACCUCACACUGAUUAUACUUGUAAGGGCAGGGAUGCAAACUAGUCAGCUUUACUAGUCACCCUAUACCAUUAGUUUGCAUUCCUGUUUUGGCAGGAUCAUCAUAGUAAUACAGUAUCUGCUUUUGAAGGUUCCUCUCUGUCCUGGGCUUUAUCAUAAACAUUGACACUUUGAUGUCGAUGGUUCCUGUGCUGCUUGAAGGACAGCAAUAUGUCCUAACCUACAGGUUGAGCCAGGACCACUUGGAGCUUCUCUUCAACUCCAUCAGAGCAUCUGGUGGCUGGAAUAACAACCCUAAUGGGGAAGUUGUGGCCUAAUGGUUAGAGAGUCGGACUCGUAAUCCAAAGGUUGCGAGUUCGAGUCUCGGGCCGGCAGGAAUUGUAGGUGGGGGGAGUGAAUGUCCAGCGCUCUCUCCACCCUCAAUACCACGACUGAGGUGCCCUUGAGCAAGGCACCGAACCCCGGGCGCCGCAGCAUAAAUGGCUGCCCACUGCUCCGGUACAUCUUCAGGAAGCUGAUGGCCCGGUGUGGGGUUGUUAAACCAUGCAGAGGCAAUGUGACGGCGCAGGAUGACACAGAGUCCCUACCAGCUGUCAUCGACACCACCUCUACAAGCCUGUCAACUGUAGAAAUGUCCUCUGCAGCAGGAGAAGAAGAUCUUCCGUCCCCGUUUGCAGACAUUCCUGCCCUUGUACAUGACCACAGCUACCUUCCUGUCCGCUUCGAUGGUCUUGUGGACAACGCUCUAGUGUACAUUUCAGGAUUUGUUGUGCGACGGGCUCUGAAGAAGCUGUCCUGCGAUGUCUGCCGUGCCAGCCUGGUGACACAUGCUUCAUCUGCCAUCAAGGACCAGAGCUACCACCUGCUUGCUUUAAAAAACAAUGGAGGUCUGGUGAUUCCUUCAGAGGGAACCGUGAAGGUUGUCAGGGCAGCAGAGUGGGUCAUUCGGCAGGCAUCAGGCAGUACCAAACGAUCACAGCCCAUCAAACUGCUUGAGGUCGUUUACAUUGUCCGAAAAAGGAUCGGUCUAGAGGAUGUGUUUGUGCUAGGGGAGCACAUUGGCGAGACACAGUAUGGGAUAGACAGCCACCACCAUAUGCUUUUAAAAUUAAUUGUGUCCCUGUUUUUGAAGCUAAGGCUGCACCAUAUCGCCAAAGUUACAAACCUCAGAUUGCAGAGCAACAACAUGC
Onychostoma macrolepis is the source of this 4706-nucleotide messenger RNA. Its product is annotated as THAP domain-containing protein 6-like. The record is from RefSeq and is a predicted model, not a curated record. Lineage: Eukaryota; Metazoa; Chordata; Actinopteri; Cypriniformes; Cyprinidae. The transcript has 11 exons. The coding region runs from base 1099 to 2169 and encodes 356 amino acids.